UGCGGGCCCGGAACCGGUCUCAUAUCUUAUCGGAUUGAUUUGUUCACCGGGGCCGUAGAGAAUGUUCUCGAGAUUGGCGUUUUUCUGUCGUUGAGUGACUCCCGUGGUGUGAACCUCUGCGUGUGCCUUGUGCGUUUGGCGUACGGUUGUGGUGUUUUUAGAACAGUGUUUUUUAUCUAUAUUUAGUUAGUAUACCCUUUCUUUUGUGAUUUGCCAAUAACCAAGAAUUGGUACUCGGAACCCAUUCCAGUUUGCCCCUGCCGUUGCGGAUCGUCCGUGUAUUUGAGUUCCCGUCGCACGUGUCGAGUUAUCCACGGUCACGUGGGAUAGAAUACAGUGGGACUCAAAUAUAUUGAGGUAUAAAACGAUCAUGAGGCAAUGUUUGGGUGUACAAUGAAAAUGGGACUUGCUACUUCGAGCAUACCGAAAAAUGUGAUAACAGAACUCAUUAAUGAAGAUGACCUUAUAUUUGUUCUUGAAGACUCUAAAAUUACAAUUUCUAAUGAGAAUGAGGAGACGAAUACUACUGAAAAAAUCAAUGAGAACAUAGACAUUGAUCAUAACCAAGAAAAAAAAAAUCGAUAUUGAGAUCUACAAAAAUAAAGGGGUAGAUAUAGAAACAAAAAUAGACAACGAUGAAAAAACAAUUUUAUCGAAGAAAGAUAAAAAUGAAAAAGUUAAUGAAAAAAUAUUACUUGGACGUUCUACUAAAAUUAAACGACAACGAGAAGAGUCACUACAAUCUCUGGAAAAACAAGCAAAAAAAAUGAAAACAAUAUCUAAUAAAAAUUUUCCUGCUGCAUUAAUUAGUCAAACAGUGCGAGUGAAAAUUCCAGAUUUCGACCAAUGUAAAAUUGGUUCUCUCAAAUUAUUGGCUGUAGUUGUUGAAAUUAUUGACGAAGAAUUUUAUCGAAUAGGAUCUAAAGCUGGGACAUUGAAUCAAUUAUUCACUAGAAAUCAAUUUACUUUAUGCGAAGAAAAAUUUAUUUCAAUAUCCGAUGUUACAAAUACAACAAAAAGCAUACGCAAAGCUGUUGCUCAACUUUCACUAUCAGGUGGGCAAGGAUUUUUGAGGUGUGAUUGCCAGAAAAAAUGUACAACUAAAAAAUGCAAAUGCCGCCAGUCAAAUGUAUUAUGUAAUAGCAAGUGUUAUAAUAGUACAACAUGUGCAAAUAAAUAAAAAUUUUAAAUAAUUAUUUCUAACU
This is a messenger RNA of Sipha flava (yellow sugarcane aphid), 1205 nucleotides long. RefSeq lists its product as uncharacterized. Lineage: Eukaryota; Metazoa; Arthropoda; Insecta; Hemiptera; Aphididae. The coding region runs from base 767 to 1180 and encodes 137 amino acids. The record is from RefSeq and is a predicted model, not a curated record. The transcript is spliced from 2 exons.